This is a messenger RNA of Petromyzon marinus (sea lamprey), 1902 nucleotides long. NCBI's taxonomy places the organism in Eukaryota, Metazoa, Chordata, Hyperoartia, Petromyzontiformes, Petromyzontidae. The record is from RefSeq and is a predicted model, not a curated record.
UAGAGGCUACACGGGGGACCUUUGUCUCUGGUCACCAUGCUUCUUUCUCGAGACACGAGAGACGUCGUCGUGAUCAGCGUGGGGUUCCUCUUCCUAUUCACCGCCUUCAACGCCCUCCAGAAUCUACAGAGCAGCCUCAACAGCGAGGGCAGUCUGGGCGCGGCGUCGCUGAGCGUCGUCUACAUCACGCUCGUCGCCUCCUGCCUCUUCACGCCGUCCGCGCUCAUCCACCGCCUGGGCUGCAAGCGCACCAUGGUGCUGUCCAUGGGCUGCUACCUGCCCUACUUCGCGGCCAACUUCUACCCCACCUGGGCCACGAUGGUGCCGGCGUCCAUUGUGCUGGGCGCCGGCGCCGCUCCCCUCUGGGCCUCCAAGUGCGCCUACCUGACGGCGAGGGCCCGCGGCCGGGCCGCCAUCGUCGGCCGCUACUUCUCCCUCUUCUUUGCCCUCUUCCAGAGUGGCCAAGUAUGGGGCAACCUCGUCUCGUCGCUCGUGCUGACGCAGGCGCCCGGCGCGGAUGAAGGGGGCGGAGACUCGCGACGGGCCACGCCCACCGACGUCGCUCGCGCGCGCGGGGUAGAUGAAGGGGGCGGAGACUCGCGACGGGCCACGCCCACCGACGUCGCUCGCGCGCGCGUGGGGCGGAUGAAGGGGGCGGAGACUCAUGGCACGGCCAACGCGUCCCUGCUGCUGCUGCUGCACUGCGGCGUGGGCAGUUGCCACGGGGAGGCUCCGGGCGGCGGCGGCGGCGGCGGCGGCCUCGAGGAGGUGCCGGGCGCCGUUCAGCCGUCGAGGGUCACCGUCUACAUCGUGCUCAGCGUCUACAGCGGCUGCAGCAUCCUGGGCCUGGUUCUCGUGGCUGCGUUCGUGAGGCCCCUGGAGGACGAAGCGGCGAGGAGAGGCCCCGUGGGGGGCACCGCCAGGGGUCACCCCCAGGGGUCACGCCCAGGGGUCACGCCCAGGGGUCACCCCCAGGGGUCACGCGGGAGCCGGGAGCUUGGGCCGGUCGGAGGAGACGAAGCUACGAGCGGCAGUCAUGGCGAUGUUCGUGGUGCUGGUGGUGCUGGUGGUGCUGGUGGUGCUGGUGGUGUUUUUGUUGUUGAUGGCGGUGGUGAUGUUGGUGGUGCUGGUCGUGUUGGCGAAGUUCGUGGUGUUGGUGGUGGUGGUGGUGGUGACAGUAAUCACGGUGACAGUGGUGAUGGUGAAGCUGCUGUGCAUGGGGAGGGAUGGUGCCGAUUGUUCCUGGCCACCAUGCGCCAGAUGCAGGACCGUCGCCAGCUGCUGCUGAUACCACUCACCAUGUACAGCGGCCUGGAGCAAGCUUUCCUUGCCAGCGAUUUCACCAAGUCGAUGGUGACGUGCGCCCUGGGGCUGGAAUGGAUUGGCUUCGUCAUGAUCUGCUACGGUGCCUUCGACUCGGUUUUCUCCUUCCUCAUGGGCCGGAUCUCCCAGCUCGUGGGCCAGCCGGCCCUCAUCUUAUUGGCGUCGCUCACCAACGCCUCCCUGCUCAUCACCAUGUACGUGUGGAUCCCGCGUCCCGACCAGGCGGCCGUGCUCUUCGCGAUGGCCGCGCUCUGGGGGGCCGCGGACGCCGUGUGGCAGACGCAGCUCAACGCGCUCUACGGAGUGCUGUUCGCGGCGAACAAGGAGGCGGCGUUCGCCAACUACCGCCUGUGGGAGUCCCUGGGUUUCGCGGUGGCGUUCGCCUACAGCGGCGCCGCGUGCUUCGCCGCCAAGAUGGCCGUCGCGCUCGCCGCCCUCGCCCUGGGCCUGGGCCUCUACGGCGUCGCCGCGACGCGGGGAAAGCGACGGGCCGGCGGGCCGAGCGGAGGGCCGAGCGCCGCUGCGACGGCAACGCCGCCGGCCCCGUCUCCGUCGCAGCGAAAAGAAGAAGAAAAGUAA